Didymodactylos carnosus is the source of this 828-nucleotide messenger RNA. The record is from the annotation of a GenBank genome assembly. NCBI's taxonomy places the organism in Eukaryota, Metazoa, Rotifera, Eurotatoria, Philodinida, Philodinidae.
AUGGACAGUGGUUUUCAAGUAUCGAUGGAUGCUAUUUGUUCGUUGGCUGUUUCAUGUAAUGUGAAACUGUAUAUAACUAAUUCCUAUCGAUCACCAGGGAGUACUGUCAGUGGAACAGUGGUACCACCUGCGCAGUUAAGUAAUCACAACGCUGGACAUGCUAUUGAUAUGAAUGUGGUCUAUGAUGGUAAUAUCUGCAAUAGUGUAUGUUUAAAGGGCAGUUUACCAUCGGCUGUAGGCUGUUUUAUUAAUGGACUUCCAGGAAAAGGAUUAAGGUGGGGUGGAAGUUUCACUACACCAGAUCCUGUUCAUAUUGAUGAUGGAAUGAAUCUGAAACAACCAUCUGCCUAUAGUGCAUUAGUCGCAGAAAUUCAACAGAACUGUGGUAGUAUACAAAAUCCUCCACCUAAACCGGCACAACCAAAUCCAAAUCCACCAAAGCCGCCUUCAAACCCAGGGAGUGGGGGCAAUGGAGGAGGACAAAAUCAACCAACAACAGUCCCUCCUGACUAUGAUUCGCAAUAUGAUGGUGAUCCGGAUGAUUAUCCUGGAACUGAUCCACAAGACAAUCCAGACGUUCCUGCUGAUACUGACUACCCAGGAGAUGAUGGUGGAAACUGUGCAGAUGAUGGAAACUGUGGAGGUGAUGGAGACGGUGGAGGUGAUGGUGACGGUGAUGGAGGUGAUGGAGAUGGUGGAGGUGAUGGUGACGGUGGAGGUGAUGGUGACGGUGAUGGAGGUGAUGGAGAUGGUGGAGGUGAUGGAGACGGUGGAGGUGAUGGGACGGAUGGAGAUGGAGGAGACACGGAUAAAACAUUAAUUACGUAG